This is a messenger RNA of Talaromyces marneffei, 993 nucleotides long. RefSeq lists its product as uncharacterized. The coding region runs from base 1 to 993 and encodes 330 amino acids. The transcript is spliced from 2 exons. NCBI's taxonomy places the organism in Eukaryota, Fungi, Ascomycota, Eurotiomycetes, Eurotiales, Trichocomaceae. The record is from RefSeq and is a predicted model, not a curated record.
AUGCCAGCUCCAUUAGCAAAAGGAAUCAUCAUCGGCGUGUCUGUCCUCGUCGCAGCUGGUAUUGCCAUCUACGAAAGCCCUCAAUUCCGACAAUGGGUAAAUCAGUCUCGCCGAAAAGUAGCCAUCGCUCUCUACAACCUAGGCGACGAAAUCCAUCCACGGGAAGCCCGUUCUGAGGACAUUUCCAUGGUUGAAGAAACCGGCGAGGCUGCCAAAGAACGAAGACGUAAAGCUCGAGAAGAAAUAGAGCAACGCAGGGAAUUCAAUCAGGCCCGUCGUCACAGGAGUACUAGGUCCAGCAGUGCGGCUGUCAGUUUCGAUGCAUUGGUGGACGAGGAUGGUAGGCUAAAGUCUGAGGAUGGAGAAGAAGAUGAUACGCGUGGAAUAAUCGAAAAUGGCGACCACGCGACUGCACAAUCAACGGCGCUUGAUACCAGUAAUCUUACCUCAUUGCACAAGCGGGGAGGAUCGCCUGGGCCGGAGCCUCUUACUAAUGCUCGUCUUCAAGCUCAACAUGAAAUGUUGGAGGCUAUGGAACGGGAUCGUCUUCAUCUUGCUUUGCCAUCGGAGACUUCAUCACAACAUCCCUCGGAAUCGAUAAUUGAUCUCACCCCAACAUCUGAGUUUCCCGACACCAACCACGAGACUACUUCCAAUCGCGGCCAAAUAGAAAAUUCGGAAUACUUUUCCGUCGCAAAUCUCUCCAGUUCUACGCACAGUUCAGAAAUCGGCCAAUCCGAGCAUUUCUACACUCAUCCAAAUCAGUUCAGUUCUUCUUCCAAUUCAAGCUUCCCUGCCAACCCCUUUGUCGAGCACGACGUAUCGACUACUUCAUCUAUACCCGGCAGUCUUGAGCAUGUCCACGACGAACUGUCCUCGGAUGGCACAUUGAGUGAAUGGGGACAACCUACAGACGGGAUAUUGACUCCCGCCAGCUGGUCUGAGGUAGGUAGUGUGAUCAGCAGCGAUGAUGAGCAUUACCAUCAACCGUAA